Bubalus bubalis (water buffalo) is the source of this 1628-nucleotide messenger RNA. RefSeq names its product gem nuclear organelle associated protein 7 (gene GEMIN7). Gene Ontology annotation, molecular function: RNA binding. The transcript is spliced from 5 exons. Gene Ontology annotation, cellular component: SMN-Sm protein complex. Lineage: Eukaryota; Metazoa; Chordata; Mammalia; Artiodactyla; Bovidae. The record is from RefSeq and is a predicted model, not a curated record. The coding region runs from base 830 to 1216 and encodes 128 amino acids. Gene Ontology annotation, biological process: spliceosomal snRNP assembly.
GGGGUGGGGGUGCCAAGUCCCAUGUGCCUUGAAGCAGACGACAGAAGCCUCAAUUUCGUCUUCUGUAAAAUGGACAUCCUGGACGUCCACACCACGCAGACUGGUAGAUCAAGAGCUCAGCGCAGGGUCAAGCCGCUGGUGGGGUGGCGCCCGGGGUCUGUGCUGAUUUCCGAGCCCGCGAGCGCGCGCCCGCGACCACGUGGGGCGGCGGCAGCGGCGCGGGCGGAACCCAGGCUCGGAGGCUAGCGGCCCGCCCGGGCCUCUGCAGCUGGCGCGCCGGCGGAAGUAGGGGCGCCAGGCGCCGUGAAUCUCAGAGUGGUGGGUCGCGAGCACGAUCCCGCUCCUCGGUCCCAGCACGGGACGCCCACCCGUGUGCAAGACCCCGAGCGGCGGGAGGAGGCGGGUCCGCGCUUACAGCGCCGGCUACUGGGAAGUUCUAGUCCCCGAACACCUGCAUCGGGGAGGGACUGCACUCCUAACGCAGCAGCGGAGACAUCCCCGCGCCCGGGGACAGGUGUGAUGGCCCUGACUGUUACCAGACCAACCUUGGUUUCUCCCUUUUCCUGUCAGUCACCAGCUUGCACCCAGUAAAUGCUUUGACAUCACCCAACUUCAUUUUCCUCUUUGGGAAAAGGGGAUUGUGCAGGAUCCUUUCUUGCAAGGAGCUGACAGUUGAGCUGCCGAGACAGGAAGAGCCUCACAAGAAAAAAAGACAAUCCCAAUCACCUCUGUAUGAGUUACUCUGAAGUCUUUACAAGGAAUAUCUUCUGAGGAGGUACUUUUAACACUUUGCAGAUAUCCUGGGCCUUCUCAAACAUAUGCCAGGAUAAUGCAGACUCCGCUGGCCACUCCUGUGCCUGUGCUCCGGCUCCCCCGGGGUCCUGAUGGCUCGAACCAAGGCUUUGCUCCCGAUGGACGCAGAGCUCCCCCGAAACCGGAAGUCCCUGAAGUCCCGGAGCCUCCAGAGUCUCGGGAAUCCCGGGAACAGCAGGCUCGAGCCUCCCUCCGGGAGCGCUACCUCCGCAGCCUGCUGGCCAUGGUGGGGCGCCCAGUGUGCUUCACUUUGCACGAGGGUGUGCAGGUGAUCGCCCACUUCGGAGCCACCGACCUGGACGUGGCCAAUUUCUACGUGUCGCAGCUUCAGACUCCAAUAGGCGUGCAGGCUGAAGCACUGCUCCGGUGUAGUGACAUUAUCUCAUACACCUUCAAGCCAUAAAGACGUCAUCGUGUUCAUCUUUCUGCCUUGAGCGUAGCUACAGUCUCCCAGGCCUCCAUAUGUUCCUGAGCUUGGACCUCUGGGCCCCAGAGAGUUCAGAACCCCCUUGGAAAUUCGCACCAAGCUCCAAGCAACUCUCACAUCUCUGGACAUCCAGGGUGUAGUCAGUAAACUUCUGCAACCCCAUGGGUUCUACAUCCUGUUGAAAGGAAUGCUCUACCUCACAGAACUCUCAACUCUACAGAUAUAUGGGCCCCAUGCCAGUUCCUGAGGAUUUGGGACAGAGGGAGGGAAUAAAGGACGGCAGAUUACCUAAUGGGAAAUUGUCUAUUGAAGAGGGUGCAAAGUUCAGCCACCCUGGAAAUAUUCCCCAAUGCUUCCCUCCUGCCAAGGAAUCAGUUAUCUCAGGAAA